Molecule: messenger RNA, 1851 nt
Organism: Lodderomyces parapsilosis
Lineage: Eukaryota; Fungi; Ascomycota; Pichiomycetes; Serinales; Debaryomycetaceae
Gene: MET13
Product: methylenetetrahydrofolate reductase (NAD(P)H)
Exons: 1
Coding region: 1-1851 (616 amino acids)
Biological process (GO): tetrahydrofolate interconversion
Cellular component (GO): cytosol
Molecular function (GO): FAD binding; methylenetetrahydrofolate reductase [NAD(P)H] activity
Source: RefSeq, a predicted model, not a curated record
AUGAAGAUCACAGAGAAGCUAAACCAGGCUCAUGUGGGGAUAUCCAACCCACCGCCAGCAACAUUUUCAUUUGAAUUUUUCGUUCCCAAGACAGCACAGGGUGUGCAGAACUUGUACGACAGAAUGGAUAGAAUGUACGAUUUGAACCCUAUAUUUAUUGACAUCACUUGGAAUGCUGGUGGUCGCUCUUCAACUUUGACUAAUGAAAUGGUGUAUACUGCUCAGAGCACCUUGGGUUUAGAAACGUGUAUGCAUUUGACAUGUACUAACAUGAAGGUUGAAUUGAUUGAUGAAGCUUUGGAUAAAGCUUAUAAAUCAGGGUGUCAAAACAUUUUGGCAUUGAGAGGUGAUCCUCCUUUGGAUGGUAGUGAAUCCACUGGGGAUUUCAAGUAUGCCAAAGACUUGGUCAAGUAUAUUCGCCAAAAAUAUGGUAACCAUUUCAAUAUUGGAGUAGCUGCUUACCCUGAAGGGCAACCAGAAGAAGAGGAUGAAUCAAAGACUUUGCAGUACUUGAAAGAAAAAUGCGAUGAAGGGGCUGAUUUUAUCAUUACGCAAAUGUUUUACGAUGUUGAUAAUUUCAUCACUUGGUGCGGCAAAUUGCGUAAAAUUGGUAUUGACAUUCCCAUUAUUCCUGGUAUCAUGCCGAUUUCAACUUAUGCUGCAUUUAUAAGAAGAGCCAAUUGGUCACAAAUCAAGAUCCCACAACAUUUUCUUGAUGCAUUGGACCCCAUCAAAGAUGAUGACUAUUUAGUAAGAGAAAAGGGGACUGAAUUGGUUAGUGAAAUGUGUAACAAACUUAUCGAAUCGGGUUAUGUUAACCAUUUACAUUUUUACACCAUGAACUUGGAAAAAUCUACAGUUAUGGCAUUAGAGAAACUCAAUCUUGUUGAAGCGAUCAAAUCACAUGAGGUUGUUGGAGGUGCUGAAUUGCCUUGGAGAAAAUCAUUACAUCCAGAAAGAUCCAAAGAAUCUAUUCGUCCUAUUUUCUGGCAAAAUAGAAAAUACUCCUACAUUUCACGAACGGCAACCUGGGAUGAAUUCCCCAAUGGUAGAUGGGGUGAUUCUCGUUCACCUGCAUUUGGUGAUAUUGAUCUUUGUGCAUCGGAGUUGUUGAGACAAUCACCUAAACGAGCAUUGGAAUUAUGGGGAGUACCACAAAACUUGAAACAAUUGAGUGAUUUGGUUGUGUCAUACUUGUCAGGUGAGUUAAAAUCCUUGCCAUGGUCCGAUGGGGCCGUUGGUGAAGAUACGAAAAUCAUUGUUGAUGACUUGAUUAAUUUGAACAAGCGUGGACUAUUAACUAUGAACUCACAACCAGCUUUAAAUUCAAUAAAAUCAUCAGAAAAAGUAUUUGGGUGGGGGCCCAAGAAUGGAUAUGUUUAUCAAAAGCAGUACUUGGAGUUUAUUUGUCAUCGAGAUAUAGUUGAUAAGCUCUUGACUCGUAUUCAAGAUUUCAACAAACUGCAAGGUGAUGCAUCAAGUUCAAUCAUUUCAUAUUAUGCUGUUGACUUGUCAGGAAAGUUACAAACCAAUUGCAAACCUGAUGAUAUCAAUGCCGUAACAUGGGGUGUUUUUCCAGGUGAAGAGAUUUUACAACCAACCAUUGUUGAACAAACAUCAUUUUUGGCUUGGAAAGAUGAAGUUUAUCGAUUAUUUUCCGAGUGGAAUAAAGUCUUAUCGUCAAACUUAGUUGAUAUUGAUGAUGAAUCUAAAUUAAGCAAUUUUACUCGUUUGAUGAAUGAAGUUGGGCAUGAAUUUGUCUUGUGUAAUUUAGUCAAUAAUGAUUUCAUUGAUUCAAACUCGACUUUGUUUAGUUUGAUUUAUGAUUUGAACUUGCCUGAGUUGCCAUAA